UGGGAGUGCGCGCGUUUUCUCGGUUUGAAUUGGUGCCUAAUACUCUUCUUCCCUUUUAAAAACAAGCAUCACUACAAAAUGAGUAACUCGACAAUCGAUAAUACUUGGACUAAGGAUUUAAGAGAAACCCUCAAUGACAAGCGCAAAGCGACUAAAGAAAGGAUAAAGUCACAAUCGGACAGCAGCAGAGAAAAUUCAAGCAGUAGGAAAAGGGCAAAACCCAAUGAGAAAGUGGGCACAGAAUCAAAAGCAAGUAAACCAAAGAAACCAGUUGAACUAGAGACUGACCCUUUAAUGCUGCAAAGAAGGCAGAAACAAAUUGACUAUGGAAAGAACACGACUGGCUACCAUAACUAUUUGCAACAUGUACCUAUAGACAAGCGCACUAAGGAUGACCCAAAAACCCCUGAUAAGUAUUCAAAGUACAGCCGCAGGUCAUGGGAUGCAUUGAUCAAGAUGUGGAGGAAAAAGUUGCAUGAAUAUGAUACUGAUGGAGCCAAGUCCAACACUGGGUCUAACUCUGGCUCCAUCGCUGGUUCCACCACUUAUUCUGAUGAGGAAAAUGAGGAAGAGGGUAAUAAUGUUGAGCAAUAGAUAUUUAAAAUGUAAUUAGGUAUAGGAGUUGUAAUAACAAUAACACCUAAGGAAUCUGUAAGCUAUGAGGUUGACAUUAAGGUGUGGAGAUUUAGCUCUUGUUUAAUAUGCACAAGAGUAGUCCACAAAGUCUGCACUAGUGACAUAUUUGCCAGAUCUGGUUGCACCUUUGACAUUAAAUGCAUGUACAUACAAUUUGUAUUGGUUCCUAAACCAUUAUAAUUGACAUAUCAUUAUUUAUUGUCGGUUAUAGCUAUUCAUAACUAUGAUAAUUAUGAUCAGUUAUAACUUUCUUUAUAGAUUUGUGCAAAGGAGACAUAAAGUUAAACACAGUUCUGAGACCUGUUUACACACAAUAGAGUACUGCUUAUAUUACAUGAUAAGCAGGAUUUUAUUGUUGGUAGGUGCUGGUCCAAAGACAAAUAAGUGGACAGAAAAUUAGUUUACUUAUUAACUUUUCACUGUACUUGAAGAGGGAUGACAAUGACAGACCAUUUUACUAUGUUAGGUAGGAAAUAGUUUAAUGUAAGCAUACAAAAUAGUGAACUUGUUUAGCCUAUCUUGUGACUAGAAGGGAAGAAUAAAUGGACUCUUAUUGUUGUCUUGUCUCUUAUUAUACAUGUUAUUCAAAAUUAUUAACAUAUUUUUUGUUCUUAUCCAAAUAUUUUUGCCAACUCCAUAUCUUGCAAAUACAGACUUUUUGGCCUGGUUUUGGUACAGUUAAUAGAUUCAGCAGUUAUGUUCAAAAGUUUCAAAGCCAGACCAAAAUUUCAGACCCUAUUUUCUAUGAGUACCUAUAUUUUAACAGAUUUUUUUCCUCUGUAACUCUGUUCAGAGUAUCAAUAUAUACUAAUAAUUAUAAGUGCCUACAAUGGCUAUAAUGCUGUUUACUUUAGUAGUAAGCAAUAUGUAUUUGAUUUGACUGAUAUGUAAUUGUGUAUGUUCAUAAGAUUUAAUUAUUUGAUGAAAAAUGUAAGAUCCUCCACAUCAAUUAAAAAAUAUAUAAAUUUUCGUCACAUUGACCCAUUUAUGUUGUCAUAAUUCUGGUCUAUGUGUAGAACAUUUACUUAGCACUCUUAGCAGAAAAACUUGUUUGAUUCUCAUGUCCUGAAGCUCUUGCAGCAUUCGUUGAUUUUGGAUUUGUACUUAUUUAGCAUGUUCAAGUCUCAAAUAAGCAUGAGAUAAACAACCGUUUUGAUUCCUUGCCUAAUCGAAAACUUUACCGUG
Molecule: messenger RNA, 1821 nt
Organism: Leguminivora glycinivorella
Lineage: Eukaryota; Metazoa; Arthropoda; Insecta; Lepidoptera; Tortricidae
Gene: Slbp
Product: histone RNA hairpin-binding protein
Exons: 5
Coding region: 79-594 (171 amino acids)
Biological process (GO): mRNA 3'-end processing by stem-loop binding and cleavage; mRNA transport
Cellular component (GO): histone pre-mRNA 3'end processing complex; cytoplasm
Molecular function (GO): mRNA binding; histone pre-mRNA stem-loop binding
Source: RefSeq, a predicted model, not a curated record